UCAGAGUUUUCAAAGGCGAGCCAUAUUAAGCAGAGAAACGUUAUAAAACUGGCCUCCAAGUAUCGUUUAGAAUAAGAUGGAACCGACGUAAAACUGAACGAAGUCCAUCAUCUCGCGAGAGAAAAAUCUGUUGCUGUAGCAACGAAUCGGACUUCACAACCGCGCUGCAGUUCAGUCUUUUCAAGACUAAAUCACCGUACGAUGACCGCGGUGCACAGUUUGGUACCGGCUCGCUUUCUCACUCUCACGGCCCACCUAGUCAUCGUCAUCACUAUCUUCUGGUCUCGAGAAAAUAAUGUACGGGCUUGCCUGCCACUGGAGUUCACACAAGAGGAGUUCAACGCCCAGGACACACAGCUGGUGGUGGCGCUGUCUGUGACCCUUGGACUGUUUGCUGUGGAGCUGGCCGGGUUCUUCUCUGGAGUGUCCAUGUUCAACAGUAGCCAAAGCCUUCUCUCCAUUUUGGCCCAUGUCAGCGCUUCUGUGUCUUUGCUCUUCUUCCUGUUUGAGCAGUGGACCUGUGACAUCUACUGGUGGAUCUUUGCCUUCUGCAGUGCCAUUCCAGCGCUUGUGGAAGUGUUCCUCUUCAUUGCUGUAUUUGGACUGAAGAAGAAGCCACUGUGAGGAGCUCGCAGACUGUCCCUUCAAAACCUCCACCACCCCUUGCCUCCAGAACCAGAACCCAUCCUCCAGAUGAACCUAAUCCCAUCUCAGGAAAAGAGUCAAGAUCAUUGCAGUACUCGGCCACUUUCCAAACACCACAGAUGAGAAUGUGUAUGUGCGCAAAGACAUUUUACUUGGAGUGACCAAUCACAACAGUUAAACUUCCUUUUCUUCUGCCUUUUCCUGCCCCUUGCCUCAAAAGGACUAUGUGGCUGGUAUAUAAACACAGAGUCCAGAUGGCCAGACAUCUAACAGCAAGCCCUUUCCAAAAGGAGGUACCAGCAAGGCAGGCUCCUGUUGGACAAAUUUACAUUAUUUAUGUUGUUUGGAAUAUAUGCUGGUUUUUGCUUCAGUUGUUAACCAUGUAAAGGUUGGUGUUACCCAGAAUAUUGUUUCUGUGUUCUAUAUCUAGCCUUCAUAUCCUGCUCUCAUGUCCUGUUCCUACAUUCCCAUGCCAUUACAUACAGAUCUAGUGACUCCUGUUAAGGAAUACAUUUUUUUCAUAAUUUCCCAGCAAGUAUGUCUACAGAACCUCUGGUGCUGACAAAGCCUGGUAUUCCACAGCUGGUGCUGUUAUCUGCCAUACAUCAAAAGGCCAGGACAGUAGUAGCAGAGGUGGGUGUCUGUUCAUGAGGACCAUUUGCAGGCACAUCUGGUUUGUGGAGCAAAGAAGGAAUAGAUGCAUU
Molecule: messenger RNA, 1349 nt
Organism: Megalops cyprinoides (Indo-Pacific tarpon)
Lineage: Eukaryota; Metazoa; Chordata; Actinopteri; Elopiformes; Megalopidae
Product: transmembrane protein 107-like
Exons: 7
Coding region: 202-624 (140 amino acids)
Biological process (GO): non-motile cilium assembly; protein localization to ciliary transition zone
Cellular component (GO): MKS complex
Source: RefSeq, a predicted model, not a curated record